AUGACGAUAGCCCAAGGCCGGCAUCCGUCCUUGAAGCAUCGGCCCAGUUUGCCUGUUUCUGCCUCCGCUCCUUCUGGUCAACUACCUUUGCUUUCCGGCGAUUCAUACAUCUCUUCUGUUCCUUCUGCUUUCGUUGGCCAAACCACAUCACUUGCCGAGUUAGCGCAUCUGGUCAAAUUACAAUCUUACCAGGAACACAAACACUUUCAGAGCCGCAUACGUCUGCACAAAUCAUUAGUAUCGAGUGCUGUUUCGGCGCGGUUAACUAGGUCAGGUGAACUUUGCCAUAAAGCAUUAGUUGAUUACUUCAAAUCCGAUCAGAAAUCUGAUUUCGCCACCCUGUACAAUGCGCUUCAUGAUGUUAGGAAUUCAUGUGAGGCGACGCGCCGGUUCGCUAUGCUCGAACCCGAAUUGGAUUCGGCAAAGCCCUCAAAUUCUUCCGACGACAACGAAGGCCCUAGAGGUUUGACGUCUUUUCUUCAUGAGAUUCCGGUCCAGGCACGGGACACUAUACUCUCAUUCAUUUCAAUGAUCAGGUCUAGCCCAACAUUUCUUGCAAAUCGCCUUGCUCGUCUUACGAAUUCUGAGUUGGAGAGCUUGGUCCGACAUCACUAUCAACCGAACCCACAGGAAUCCAUCCUUCCCCAGCAGGUGCCUAGACGUGGCAAUGCGGCCUCUAGAAAUACCACCUCCCAAAUUCCCGUACCUAGUCCAGUAGAGCGACUUCUUGCUUUCCACCGCAAUGACCCAUUAUACACCAUAUUACACACAAUAUUUGCGAACUCUACAGGGCCUGAUUCUGCGGAGGACAGACGGCGAACAGAUGUUUGGGCUACUACUUGCGCUAAGUUAAUAUGUGAGAAUAAGGGGGAAUCUUUCCUGUUGGUUGUUAUGGAUUCGUGGGCAGCGAUGCGGGAAUGGCCCGCCAAAGCCAACUUGGAAAUUUGUUUGAUGAACCUUAUCCAGGAGGGAUCAUUUCUGGUGGAUGAAAAUAAUGGUGGUUCUCAAGCGGAUCUUCGUGGAAAGCAGGACCUUCUUGCAGAAGAAUUUUGGAUUAAGGCGGAGAAGAAAUUGCUUGAGGUUUUGGACGACGAGCCCAGCGCUGGAGGAAUCCCGGAAGGCAUCCUCGAAUUGGGACAUGCUAUCUUACAGAAAAUUGAUGAUCCAAAGAAGCAACGCCAAGCAGAAAUUAUUCUUGUGGCGAAAUGGUUCUUCCAGCGGUUUUUGACCAAUGGAGUCGCUUACCCAGAGUACUACGGGAUUAUGACAGGUCAUCAUAUUAGUGAACACGCUAGGUUAAAGAUUUUGCGACCAGUUUUGAAAAAAAUAUACAAUCAUGCGGUUGGCGUUGUCUUUGGUGACUGGAAAACCAAUAAUCCCGUGGAGCCUGUGGUUCGGAGCCAUAUUGAGAACUUGCUUGGCAGGUUUCGAAACCCACACCCCAGCGAUUCAACACCUGUUCUUCUCCCAACUAAGGCCAUCACUUCUCCUCGAGAAACAACAGAGGUUCAGCCAUUCAUUGUACUAUGCCCAGCAGACAUUGUCACCCUUUAUCGAGCGUUGUAUCCGCAGGGUUCAUCUGCUAUGGUAGAAGGACGUGAUAUCCGGGGAACCAUGGGCAGCAGAUCAUCCUCUCGGCAGAUAUUCGGCAAGUCUCCGAAUGCCGUAUUUGAGAUCGGUUCAGGUUCGGUCCUUAGUGGAUCUGGUUCUUCUGUUACUAGUGAAUCAGCAUCGAUGACUUAUCCUUUACUCGAACGAUCAAGCUUUCCGGAUGACAGACGGUCGUUUACAUCCGUUCCUUUGGCGUCACCAUCAUCCUUUUCUUUCAACACCCAAACCUUCCACCCAUCUAGUUCGGACCCGAACUCUUUAGAGAAAUUUGGCUUGGAAGUUAGAUCAGCUGUCGAGGCAAUGAUGGGCAGACUUGGACCUGAUGUUACAUCUGGAAAAUGUCAUCCCUGCGCUGAAAAGUGGGCGGUUAUCUACGUCUCCCCGGACGGAAAGGAACUAAGUUUGAGGAUGCGGAAAGAUUGGGAUGAGGAUGACGAUGAUGACGAUGACGAAGGGCACAAUAGCGAUAGUGAAGACGAGGCGCCGCUUGAGGUUUCGGGCCUUGACAGAGUUUAUAAUCAACUUAAAGAGUCAGUCAUGAAGUUGGUGGCCGAGUUCGAGAUUCCCGAGGAGCCGGUCUCCGAGAAUCCCAAGUUCAGUAAUAGGCCGUCGGCCGCGAAAGCCAACAGUGCACCCAGUGUUCCGACUAUUCCAAUUGUUGAAACAGUUCCAGAGACUAAGCUAGAUCCCAGUAAUCCAUUCCAUCCCCAGAGCAAUCUAACAGCGAUGAUUACGGCGGGCCAAUCAAAGGCACCAGCUCCAGACCGCUCACGGGGCGCUGCUCUCAAGGACAAUCUUGAUAAACCUAAGCAGCGUGCCCAAACACCACCCUCACUCCUUUUCACUAUGCUUCAGGCUGCCUCCACGCAAUGUUUGGCCAGAGGAGACUAUGUUUCUUCACAGCAAUAUCAUCGGGCGGUAUUUCAGGCUCGGAAACUUCCCCCGUCACUUCAGCGUGAUGAGUAUGCCCCAUUGCUUCACAUCUUUUCGAGAGAUCCCCGCGAUUCAAUAGAGAGAUCAGCAGCUGGGAUUGAGGAAUGCGAAGCAUGGUUUGUUUGGCUUACCCUUGCCCAAGAGCGACAUGAAACCGCUGUGGACGAGAUGAUGCGUAAGAUCAAGGAUCUUCGUGACAAGAUGUGGUAUGUCACGGAUGUGCGCAAUUCGGCAGCAUACGAUGAGGCUCGCAAUGUCGCCUUGGCCCUGAAGAAGAUGGGUAUGCCCCAACGGCCCAAGACAGACACAAAGACCAAAAGCUCUUCUCGCAAUCUCAGCCACCGAAUGUCGGCUAGCAGCUUCUCGCUUUUGAAAUCGGAUACUCUGAUCGACAUCCUUGCUGCCCAGCCAGAGCACGGAGGACUCAACAAGCUGAGUGAUGAGCAAGCAAGCAUGACCUUCGAGUACCUUAGCAGAUAUUCAGUUGAGAACUUUUGCAAGGGGGAAGAGAGGAUUCACCGCUUUUGCCUUGAGAUCGAUAAAUGUGUUACUAAACUUGUUGGCGAUGGGAUACUUGAUGGCCCCGUUCUAUGGUCGAGUGAGCUAUUUUCCCGGGACGACCGAGAAAUGGCUAUUAACCGCCAGAAGGGCGAACUCUACUUGGCAGGUGUGGGUACCCUAAGUGUGUCAGGAGAUGAUGAUCAUGAGGAUGGGCGUGUUAAGCGCGGCCUGGAUAUGCUUCGAAGGCCAAGUACCAGUGACAUUUUCGGCAGGAACCGGUCUGCAAGCAUCGUCAACUCUAUCCAUGAUCUCCCAUCGAGCCGUGGUAAAGGAAGGACAAAAUCCAAUGCCGGCCUUAUGGAUUCCAUUGACAGACAAGAUUUGUUUGGCAUGCCCAGUCCGGCUUUGCAACCAGAAACUCACAAUACCUAUUGGUCCCCGUUUUCUUCUCACAGCAAUAAUUCCAGUUCCGGUAGACCCAAAACUGCACAUUCACCAACUUCAUUAUCCAAAUCCUUGGAGACAGUUAACCAUCAAAAAAGGAAAUUCCUAGGAGAGUUGAAGCAAUCACUAACCGGCCUUCUCUUGAGUGACCUUGGUCUGGAGGUCUUCAGCAAGGGCAGUGAAACAGACGGAUGGUUUUCGGGUGGCCUAGGUGAUGAGUGUAUCCAGAGGAAGGAAGAGCAGGAAGAGGCCAAGCGAAAGGUUCCGGAGAAGCAAUCAUCAAAGAACAGUGGUGGAUCUGGCAAUAAGAAACUGGCUAGAAAGAAGAGCACCAAAAACGUUCGGAAAUCCGCUAACACGGGCACUUUUGAGGCUUUAGGCAAGGAGAAAAAGGGAGAGUUGGCGGCGCCGGUUGCCACUUUAGAAAAUGUUGGCCGUGAAGCCCACUCUGGAGAGGAGAACUCAUCAUCUAGCGAUGCCACUGCCCGGACUUCAACCCUUUCCGCUGCUAAGAAAGGCGGCUUCAUGGCGUUCCCCUAUGGCCAUGCCUUCCGGAGGUUACUCAUGCAAUUUUCUACUCACCCCAACCCAUUCCAGAAAUUACAAGCUAUCUAUGAGCUGGAGCUUCUCAUAGUUGCAUCUCUCUCCGCCCGGUCUCCUUCAUGCAUGCGCAAGCCUACUCUUCCAUCGAUGCCCAGUUCGCCGUUUUUGGAGGCUAUGGGAGAGGCCUCUUCCAGGAUAUGUAGUCUACAACUCAACCAGCCAAGCAAUAUUGAGGAGGCGAUGGCCAACCUUGAGGAGAGGAGGUCGAAUGUCAUGAAUAGUGGUGCUGUAGCUUCACCUCUUAUGACUCCAAGUGGUGCUCGCUCGCCAACCCAUACCGCGGCUCCUAGUGCGGACAUGAUUGUGGAAGUUUUGCAAGAUUUGUUCAGACAAGCAGAAAUUCGACCCAAAACGUUAUUCCGUGAUUUGCAGUUUGUCGCCGCCUUCGUCCCCGCUUCUAUUUUGGACAGGACCGCCAUUGGGAAAGCGUUCUGGGACACCGGAUUGGCAGCCCUCGGAUUAAAGCAGGACGUCUGUAGGACCAUGGCUGAGAUCGCAGAUGAGAUUGUAGCCAAGGAUACCACUCAGCGAGAAUCAGAGUCUGGCAAGGAGAAGGGCAACAAAGGCGAGAACAAGGAGUACAGCCGUUACACAAUGCAGGACGCGGCCACAAUGUGGAACAUCGCGGCAAAGGAAGGCGACCCUGCGGCCCAGCGCGAACUGGCCAUCUUCUACCUCACUAACCCAACCUUGCUACCGCGGUCGACCAAACCGCUGUCUAAGCCGAAGGAUACGUUCAGGCCAGAGAUGAUGGUCGCCAAGGGCGAAGAUCCCGAGAAGCGGGAUCCUGCGACAAUGUGCGUUGCUUACCAUUGGAUGGAAUUGUCUGCUCAGGGGGGCGAUGAGCUAGCCAGGAAGUACCUCCGAUCUCAGCGUGAGGAGUGGUAAAAAAGAUCUUCUGUUGCGUUCAUCCUAUAUCGCACUUUUUUCACCUACUUUUUUACUCCCACUUUUCCUUUAUUUCCUUCCGUUUAGCACAAAAAGCAUUUGAGGUAGAACGUUGGGCUGAAGGCGCUUCUUGUUUUUCUUUCCUUUUCUUCUUACUCGUACUAUGUAACAGGCUAGUUUGGUCUAGUCUUGUCUAGGGCUCUUCGUUUUCAAAAUUUUCUCAACAUUUAGCAAUCUCCUUUUAAUCCCGUAUUUUUAAAAGACAGUUCUCCCUGUUUCAUUUUUCACUUCUUCCAUCAGUUCGCUAACAUUUCCAACAAGAUCAACAAUGGGGGGAGAUGUGGGCAGUUUGUAAGAUUCCAACGAGUGUACCGGGGCUUUUUUCUUUUUUUCCCUUGCUUGAUAUCACCCCCCACUUCAUGAAUUUUUGUCGCGCUAAAUUACCUUGCUGUUAUUUACGAUACUAUUUGUAACUCUUUCCCUCUCCCUCUCUCUAUUCUCCACUACCUCUUACCACAUUUACCUAUCGUUCAUCCUUGAUGAUACCUUAGCUAGCAUGAGCACGAGCGGGCGUCGGCGAUUCGCGUUUUUUCAUUUUCUUGAUCUCAUUCCUGGGAGUUUUUAUUUCUUCCUUUUCCCUCUUACUAACCUACUUACUUUCGUACAAGGCAGCUGACACUUUUUUAUUGUACAUUGAGCGCCUUUCACCCUACUUUUGGUCCCUUCCCUGUAUGAUGAACGAAUCUCCUUUCAUUACUCUACUUUUUUUGGUUUGGUGGGUUGGCGAUCAGUUGAUUGGUCGGUUGGUUGGUGGAUGUGAUUAGAUAACGGGGUCGAGUGAGUACAUGUGAUGGGUGAAUGGACUGACAAGCGAGUAGGGUGGUGGUAAAUAAAUGGUAUUUUUAUUCUCG
Tuber melanosporum (Perigord truffle) is the source of this 5891-nucleotide messenger RNA. RefSeq lists its product as uncharacterized. The transcript has 3 exons. The coding region runs from base 1 to 4980 and encodes 1659 amino acids. Lineage: Eukaryota; Fungi; Ascomycota; Pezizomycetes; Pezizales; Tuberaceae. The record is from RefSeq and is a predicted model, not a curated record.